AUGUCCAAGCCGCGCCCCAUCCUCAAACGUUCUUCGCACACUGUUCCGCUCUCCAGCCCGCCCUCUUCAAGGGACCAGCAUCGCUUUUCUCCCCCUCAGCAUACCCCGCCCCGCCGUAUUCAUAAUGUCCGUUUCCCCCCCUCUCCCACACUCACCCAUACUUUUUCCACGCACGCCGCGUCUUCCUACGACCGCUCUCCCAUUGUCGUCUUGCCGAACACCUGCGCCCUCCCUGCACGCGGGUGUCCGGGAAGGACAUAUCUUCCCGGAGACGCUCCUGGAUCACCGGGCGGUUCCCCUGAUAAGGAAAAGAGACGGUCCCAGAAGAACAGAGGGAAGCAUGUCCAUCCGCGGGCAGCGUUCGCUUUUGGGCUUCAUAGCUCCAAAGCAUGCGACAUUGAUGGAUCAGCAUCGUCGUCUGCGUCCUCGCACGUCGGCAGCUCGAUGGCUACCCCUGUUGCCCCUGUACCGUCUCUCAUACCCGACCUCUCAUCCGAGUCUGACGAAUCAGAUGGUUUCAUAAGUCCCCCGCCUGGUUCAAACGUCUUCACCAGCACUCCCAUCGCAAUGCACUCUAAGCUCUCUGUCGCGGGAGAUAUGCUUACUCCUCGCACUCCACCCAAUACAGAUCUCCUUUCGUUUCUCCCCUAUACCCCUUCAUCCUCGCAAUCGCAGCUUCACCGCCCUGAACACACCUCGGAAGAUCAGUAUCAGCACCAUACUUACGAGGAGGAGCGGCGCAGACGCAGAGAACGGGAGAAGGAGCGGGACAGAACAAAGCGGGAUCGUGAAUGCGAGCAGCGCGCUCGUCUGCGCGCUCGCGACCGCGAUUCUUCGCGGGAUCUAGAGCGGCAAAUAUCUGGGCUGGCUCUCGAAGAAGAGGACGAGGGGGACGACGACGAAGGGGAUGACGAUAUACGUCCGGGAAGGUACAAAACCUUUGGCGCGACGAGCACGCUGGCCGGCUUUUCGCUUUCCGACCCGGACGAUGGAUGCCUCGGCGGUUUCUGA
This is a messenger RNA of Heterobasidion irregulare TC 32-1, 1011 nucleotides long. RefSeq lists its product as uncharacterized. Lineage: Eukaryota; Fungi; Basidiomycota; Agaricomycetes; Russulales; Bondarzewiaceae. The transcript has a single exon. The coding region runs from base 1 to 1011 and encodes 336 amino acids. The record is from RefSeq and is a predicted model, not a curated record.